Molecule: messenger RNA, 3921 nt
Organism: Manis javanica (Malayan pangolin)
Lineage: Eukaryota; Metazoa; Chordata; Mammalia; Pholidota; Manidae
Gene: CCR4
Product: C-C motif chemokine receptor 4
Biological process (GO): inflammatory response; positive regulation of cytosolic calcium ion concentration; calcium-mediated signaling
Cellular component (GO): membrane; external side of plasma membrane
Molecular function (GO): C-C chemokine binding; C-C chemokine receptor activity
Source: RefSeq, a predicted model, not a curated record
GGAAGAGGUCUUUCUGUUGCAAAAGGGGCUUGAGCGAUGUUGUCAUGUCACUUAGCACAAGAUUGAGGCCAUGCUGAUUAUUGAACUUGGCUAACUUGAUCCCUCCAAGUCACUCCCAGACACACACACUUGGAUAAAUUUUUCUCUCUUCUACUGAAUAUCCAUUUUCUUGAGUAUGUCUAGCCCCUCACUCUGACCUCCUUAGAUCCCACGUGUUGGGAGAAUCUUAUCGUCCAUGCUGGGGAAAUAAACAGCCCACUCCAGAACAUGGAGAUCAUUUCUACUGCAUAUAGCCGACUAAAAGAAAUUUUUUUCCCUUAAAAAUCCAACAAAUAAAUUUGGAAGAUUUAAAAUUUUUUCUUUUUAAAAACUUACUUCAUUUUCCUCCUUAAUCUAGCAGAAAGCCGACCUUAUUAGCUUUCAGUUUGGGGAAAGGAGUGACUACUCACUCAUAUUCUGCAUUUUACUUCUAUCAAAAAAACCCACUUGCGUUCAGCACAGAUAAAUGAGUAGAGUUGGUGCUCACAGGAAGCCACUUGCCCUUCAAAGCCACAUGUCGUUCCUAACGCUGCACUUCUUGAGCAGUCCUGGCCCUGCUCCCCAGACCUUCCUCAGAGCCACUUUCAGGAGAGCAAGCUUCUGGCUGGGCUCACACCUGCCUUGAGGAGCCUGUCCACUUGAAAAUGAACCCUACAGAUAUAGCGGACACCACCCUGGAUGAAAGCAUCUAUAACAAUUACUACCUCUUUGAAAGUAUUCCCAAGCCAUGCACAAAAGAAGGCAUCAGGGCCUUUGGGAGGCUCUUCCUGCCCCCUCUCUACUCCUUGGUCUUUCUAUUUGGUCUGCUUGGAAACUCCGUAGUAGUUCUGGUACUAUUCAAGUACAAGCGGCUCAAGUCCAUGACUGACGUGUACCUGCUCAACCUCGCCAUCUCAGACCUACUCUUCGUGCUCUCCCUCCCGUUCUGGGGGUACUAUGCUGCAGAUCAAUGGGUGUUUGGACUAAGUCUGUGCAAGAUUAUUUCCUGGAUGUACUUGGUGGGCUUUUACAGUGGCAUCUUCUUCAUCAUGCUCAUGAGCAUCGAUAGAUACCUGGCAAUUGUGCAUGCAGUGUUUUCCUUGAGAGCUAGGACCUUGACUUAUGGGGUCAUCACCAGUGUGGCCACGUGGUCAGUGGCUGUAUUUGCCUCCCUUCCAGGCUUUAUAUUUAGCACUUGUUACACAGAGCGCAACCAUACCUACUGUAAAACGAAGUACUCUCUCCAUGCUUCCAGGUGGAAGGUUCUGAGCUCCCUAGAGAUCAACAUUCUAGGAUUGGUGAUCCCACUGGGGAUCAUGCUGUUUUGCUACUCCAUGAUCAUCAGGACCUUGCAGCACUGUAAAAACGAGAAGAAGAACAAGGCGGUGAAGAUGAUCUUUGCCGUGGUGGUCCUCUUCCUCGGCUUCUGGACACCUUACAACAUAGUGCUCUUCCUGGAGAUGCUGGUGGAGCUGGAGGUGCUUCAGGACUGCGCCUUUGAGAGACACCUGGACUAUGCCAUGCAGGCCACAGAGACCCUAGCUUUUGUCCACUGCUGCCUUAACCCAGUCAUCUACUUUUUCCUAGGGGAGAAAUUCCGCAAGUACAUCAUACAGCUCUUCAAAACCUGCAGGGGCUCCUUUGUGCUCUGCCAAUACUGUAGGGUCCUCCAGAUGUACCCCCCUGACAUGCCCAGCUCAUCUUACACACAGUCCACUGUGGAUCAUGACCUCCAUGAUGCACUGUAAAAAAGGAAAAUGCAGCAAACAGUUUGUAGCUUCCCAAAUUAAGAGCUUACCUAAAAUUGUGUUCUAGUAAGAGUUCCUGAGUAUGUGUCAGGAAAAAGACUUGCAUCCUACGCAGAGUAUGGGCCUCUCACCCGGCCUUCUGCAUUUCCUCAGCCAUGUACAGGUUCAGUGCUGCAAGAGCUGCCCGGCUGAGGUGGGAACUUGCCCGCACCAGGCCUGCCUGAGGGGCAAAGUAUUCCUGAGGAGAAUUCUGGGCAGUGCUUCAAUGAGGCUAAUUGUUCAUUGGCAAGGAGAAGAUUUUCCCUUCUAACCCAAGCUGAUGGGGGUCUCCAGAGGGAAUUGUAGGGAACUGACUGAUGGAAUAAAUCACUAUUUCUUGCUGCAAAAAAUGGACCGUUUAAUUACUUGUUAGCUUUUGUGGAAGAACAGAGAAAACUUUGGCUGUUUUAUCUCUGAAGCAUGGAGUACUCCAUGAAGCCAGGUGUCUGCAGACACAAAUAGUGAAGUAUUGAACCUGCCUCUGGGUUCUUUGAUUGUAAAGGUUUAUUUGUUAAUGGACAGCCAAACUUUUUAUGCUCAUUACUGGUAAAACAAUACGAAGGCAUUAGCACAGUCUGAUUUCCAAACAUACAAGGCAUUAAAAAGUCCAUACAUAUUUGUGGAAAUUCAAACACAAUUUCAUAUGUUUGUAGACAUGUUUUAAUUACAACAGAUGAAUAUUCAAAAAUUUAAAAUAACAUGUAGGCCCAUAUACAUUUAGUUGGGGUCUUUUACUUGUUUACAAGCAGGGCCUUCAAAACUAAAAAUAAUGAGAGCUAGUGAAGUGUGGCAAAGCUUCCUUAAUAAUUUUGAAGCACCUGCCAACCAGUGAAUAGUCAACUAAAAGUUACUGCUGGUGUGGCAGAAAAAUGACUGUCAAAAGAUUAUGAAAUUGUGGAAAGUGUUAUCCUCUCUUUUAAAAUAUUGGCUUGCUGUCUAACUUUUGGAUGAUUCAAAAGUUCAGUCAUUUCUUACAAAUCAUUUUAAUCAUAUAAUUAAUUAUUUAUACCUCCCAUUAAGAUAAAUCUCUGUUCUUACAGCUUUACAUAAUCAAAAUUAAGGAAAGAUUUUAACCAUGUCUGGGGAGACCUGUAAUCCCACCAAAAACAAAAACCUAUCUUGCAAAUUAGGAUUAACAUGUUUAAAAUGCUUCUGUAGGUUACAUAUUAUUGCAUGCUCUACAUUUAUAAAGAAUACAUUUCCAGAAAAUUUAUUUUCUGAAAGGUGAUUUUAAAAGGAUAAAUUGAUUGUCUUUAUAGAAAAAAUAAAAUAAGCUUGCCUUUUUUCCUGAUCACAUUUGUGUUUGAUUUCCUAAUGGGGUUGAGAAUCCAAGCUGCUGGCACUCUCAUCACUUUGACACACAUUGUAGAUGUCAUGGACUCACCCAAGGGGGGCAAUCAGAGGGUUUACUGUCCCGCUCUCCACUUAGUGGGGGCGAGUCGGGGGUAGGGAGGUUUGGGUUGGAGGAAGAAGGCACUCUCAUGUUGUAUUGCGCUUGGAAGUCCGAAUGGAUGGGAAGUGAGGGGUGGGCCAGGCUUCUAGGCAGUGUUUCCUUGGGAAACCUCUGCAGGCAGGCUACCAUCCACAAACCCCUAGCUCUGCACUCCCUUGUGAGCCAGAGCAUGCUACUCUUCUCUCUCAGCCUCAAUUUCCUCUCAUCUAUAGAGCAGAAUAUAUUUCAGAGUGAUUGAAUUAAUGAAACAAGAUGAUUAAUGCAAAGCAUCCAUGUUUCUAGGUCAUCAAUAAAGGGUGGUUUUGCAUCUUCCCAGCCAGGGGCUGCCUCCCUUUUCCUGGUAGAGCUUGGAAUUUUCUUCAUUUGAUCACAGUUGAAAAACUUCAGGAUACCAAAAGACAAAGAAUGGCCUAAGGGGUUUCUGCCCCUUAUUCCCCAUCACAUACAAUGCUAAGCAAGGGUGCAGUAUGGUCCCACAGCUUCCAUCCCUCCGCCCGAUGGGGUCAUCCAUCUUCUCAAGGCUCUCAGGGCUUCCCUCAUUCCAAAGUUUGGGGGAUAUGCCCUCAGGAUGGGGAUCUAGACCCUCUAGUGACAGUUGAACACCAUCUUCUCAGGACACUGAAAAGUGUCUUCCUGCUAAGUAACAGAAGCAGAGGAAGCCAA